CAGAGCCCAGUGCAAGGAGCCCUGCCACUGGGGAUGCGGGAGCCAGUAGAUGUGAGGGGCAACGGAUGCAGAGCCAGGGCCCCGAUUCUCACCUUUCCCUGGGGUAGCCAUGGAGCAUCGCACCCUCCUCCUCUUCGUCCCCCUCUUCCUCCCCUGUGGAGCCCAAGGACCCGUGCAGUGUGAGGAGCAAGCCGUGCCUGCCAACGGAGCGCUGGAGCUGCUGCCAAAGAAACCCCUGGGGGAAUGGUCAAGAGUCAAGUGGAGAACGGGGGUGGACGCAGGGUCCUACCAGGUGAUCCUGGUGGCUGAGAGGAGCAACGGCACCACCGUGUGCAAGAGCCCUUUCUGCGGGAGAGCAGUUUUCCAGGAGGAGCCCCUUUCCCUGCGGAUCAGCCCGGUUCUCGCGGCAGACGCGGGGCUCUACGAGGCCGAGUUUGAGCAGGCAGGCGGCGGUGUCAGCCCGCGGUGCUUCCGCGUGUCGGUGUGGGGUCUGUGUCUCUGCUGUGCCGUGGAGCUGCUGAAGGGGCUGAAGGGGCAGUCCUUGUCCUUCCCAGCCCUGCAUCUCCUGUCCCAUGAUAUCGUGCGGGUCACCUGGAGGACCAAAGGGACCCACAUUGCUGAGGCCAAGCCCAGGGUGAGGAUGUUCACCACUGAUUUCCUGCCUGAGUUCCAGGACCGGCUGCUCAUCCACCCCAACAGCCUCUCGCUGCAGAUCAAUCCGCUGCAGCCAUCGGACAGUGGGAGCUACGAGGUGGUCGUGGACACCUUGUCUGACCCCACCAACCCAAAGACCUUUCGCUACUCCUUGUUGGUUCUUGAUGGAUCUCCAGUGCCGAUGCCCGGGACUGGCGACACCAAAGGAUCCAUCAGGAGCACAGUGGAUCCCCAUGGACCACCAGUGCUUGGGGCUGGUGACACCAAAGGAGCCAUUGAGAGCACAGUGGAUCCCCAUGGAGCAUUGGUGCCCAGGACUGGUGUCACCAAAGGACCCACUGGGAGCAGAGUGGAUCCCCAUGGAGCAUCGGAGCCCGGUGCUGGGGACACUGGGACGCAGGACACGGGUGGGAGGCAUCAUCCAGGGUCCUGCGGGGCUCAGGACCGCUACUGCCUGCUGAAGGGGUAUCUCAUGGCCGGGGUCUUUGUGCCGCUGGCGCUGCUGGUGGCCGCUGUCCACAUCAUGACCAGGGACAAAGGCACCAAGGCAGGGAACGGGGUCUUAGCAGGGGUUGAGCCCCCCAGCAUCACCACUCCUCAGGGACCAUCCCCAUGGCAGCGACCAGCCUGGAUUCCAGACCCCGGGAACAGCGUCCCCUCUGCCUCGGUUUCCCCAUUCAGGGCAAGAUGA
Molecule: messenger RNA, 1345 nt
Organism: Pezoporus flaviventris
Lineage: Eukaryota; Metazoa; Chordata; Aves; Psittaciformes; Psittacidae
Exons: 4
Coding region: 110-1345 (411 amino acids)
Source: RefSeq, a predicted model, not a curated record